GGCGCGGCGGCCGUCAGCGGCGGCAUGGCGGUGUGCGCGCGGCUCUGCGGCGUCGGGCCGGCGCGGGGAUGCCGGCGGCGCCAGCAGCGGCGGGACGCGGCCGAGCCCGCGGCGGCCGACAGCGGGCCGGACACGGACCCCGAGGAGGAGCGCAUCGAGGCGGGCCCCGCGGCGGGCCCGCGCCGCUCGCUGCUGGAGCUGCCGCCCGAGCUGCUGGUGGAGAUCUUCGCGGCGCUGCCCGGGCCCGACCUGCCGCGCCUGGCCCAGGUCUGCUCGCGCUUCCGGCGGCUGCUGCGCACCGACACCAUCUGGAGGCGCCGCUGCCGCGAGGAGUAUGGGGCCUGCGAGGACCUGCGGGGGCUGGAGGUUGCGGGCGUGUCCUGCAGGGACGUCUACGCUAAGCUGCUCCACCGCUACAGACACAUCCUGGGGCUGUGGCAGCCGGACAUCGGGCCGUACGGGGGGCUGCUCAACGUGGUGGUGGACGGCGUGGUCAUCGUCGGCUGGAUGUACCUGCCGCCCCAUGACCCCCAUGUGGACGACCCCAUGCGCUUCAAGCCCUUGUUCCGGAUCCACCUGGUGGAGCAGAAGGGGGCCACCGUGGAGUGCAUGUACGGCCACCACGGGCCCCACAACGGCCACAUCCAGAUCGUGAAGAAGGACGAGUUUUCUACCAAGUGCAACGAGACUGACCAUCACAGAAUGCCCGGCGGGAGGCAGGAGGAGUUCCGCACGUGGCUGCGGGAGGAGUGGGGCCGCACGCUGGAGGACAUCUUCCACGAGCACAUGCAGGAGCUCAUCCUCAUGAAGUUCAUCUACACCAGCCAGUACGACAACUGCCUGACCUACCGGCGCAUCUACCUCCCGCCCAGCCGCCCCGACGACCUCAUCCCGCCCGGCCUCUUCAAAGGCACCUACGGCAGCCACGGCCUGGAGAUCGUCAUGCUCAGCUUCCACGGGCAGCGGGCCCGGGGCACCAAGGUCACGGGCGACCCCAACAUCCCCGCCGGGCAGCAGACGGUGGAGGUGGACCUGGCGCGCCGCAUCCAGCUGCCCGGGGGCGAGCAGCAGCACAGCUUCAGCGAGCUCAGCCGCCUGGUGCUGGAGGUGCGGGAGCAGGUGCGCCAGCAGCAGGAGGGCGCGCCCGAGGACAGCGAGGACAACGCGCCCCCGCCCGCCGCCCCGGGCCCCGCGCCGCCCGCGCCCGGCCAGGGCCAGCCCUUCGUGCUGCCCGCGGGCGUCAGCUCCAGGAACGAGGGCUACCCGCGCACCUGCAGGGCCUGCUUCUACGGCACGGGCCUCAUCGCGGGCCACGGCUUCACCAGCCCCGAACGCACGCCCGGCGUCUUCGUCCUGUUCGACCAGGACCGCUUCGGCUUCAUCUGGCUGGAGCUCAAGUCCUUCAGCCUGUACAGCAGGGUCCAGGUGGCCUUCCGCCACGCCGACGCGCCGUCCCCGCAGGCCUUCGAGGACAUGCUCAAGAACAUCCAGGCGCUCACCUCCUGACCCCCCGCCCGCCGGGACUCCCCGCGCCCCCUCCCCGCGCCGCAGGCUGCGCGGGACGCCGCCUCCCCGGGCCCGGCCCUUCUGCAGAGGGACACCCCCGCCCCGAGUGUCAUGGAGAGGGUGUGUGCACGCGCGAGUAUGCAUGGACAUGUGCCUGCACGCGUGAGUAUGCAUGAACGUGUGUGUGUGAGCUUGGGUGUGCGCACGUGUUGGCGGCCCCGGGGCCGCGGCCGAGUGAGGAGGGGCCCGGGGGCAGCCGGGCAGCCUGGGGCGGGGUCAGGAGGCUCCGUCGCUCUGCACCUUCGCUUGAGUUGACUUUUCUUUUGCCAGGGACAGACCCUGGGUCCUCGCGUACCUGCGAGCAGCCUGGCUCUGCCCGACCCACGGGCUGGAGCGUUUCGGCCCUGACUCCCGCUUCCGGGGAAGGGGCCACGUGACAGGCCGCGGGCCACGUGACAGGCCGCGGGCCACCGCCUCGCCCUCCGGCUUGAGAACCAAUCUCCGCUCCAGCCCUGUGUGCCGCCCCCAGGCCCCUGCGGGCUCCCCACACCUGCAGGGGCGCGGGGCCGGGGCGGGGCGGUGAGAGGCCGCCAGGCCUCGUCCCCGGGAGUGGGCGGGGCUGACACACCCAGUUAGGACCUGGCGGUUCCCGCAGGGGCCAGGAGGGUCCCUGCGCGUCCUACACUCCCCCUCACAUUGUAAUAAAAGUGCCCCCGCCUUCCAGCA
Messenger RNA from Sorex araneus (European shrew), 2232 nucleotides. It is a transcript of the gene FBXO31, whose product is annotated as F-box protein 31. Gene Ontology annotation, molecular function: protein binding. The record is from RefSeq and is a predicted model, not a curated record. Lineage: Eukaryota; Metazoa; Chordata; Mammalia; Eulipotyphla; Soricidae. The transcript has 9 exons. Bases 25 to 1506 code for a protein of 493 amino acids.